UCACAUCCGUCCUGCAGCAUUGUUUCAAUAUCUGUGGACUACAUUUCCCAUGUUCCCCGGCAGGAGAUCGUUGCCAUGGUAGCGGCGGAGCUGGCGCAGCAGAGCAGUCUGGAGGCGGCUGCGCAGUCGGUGGUGGAGCGCGUCAAGCGUCUGCAUCACGACUCAUACGUGAGCGGCAGACAGAGGGCGCCACACUGCGCCAGACAUGAAGACAUGACGCUUCUGAUCAGAGUCGUUAACUACACACUCGCAGACGGCUCGCUCACACCCACACAAGGAGGACGGAUCUACCCGGUGUCUGUGCCGUACUCGAACCAUCAGAGCACCAGUAAGACCAGCGUCAUGCUGUCUCUGGUCAUGCCGGCGCAGGGAACGCUGACCAACGGCUCCAACACUGCGUCCACGCUGGAGGGAGACACACCGACCGCUGGUCAGAGUCCCACGGCGACGCUGCAGUCGACCAACACACACACGCAGAGCUCCAGCUCCAGCUCCGGAGACGGAAGCCUGUUCCGGCAGAGAGGCAGUCAGGCAGCACAACCGGACGAGACGGGAAGAGUGCCUCCAUACGUCGACUUCACACAGUUCUACCGGCUCUGGGGCUCCGAUCACGGCGAGGGCCAGGGUCUGUCUGGAGAUCUGGGGCCGCAGUGAGGAUCAGGUGAAACACAAUAUUAUUCCAUCUGUGAGCCGACAACAAUCUCCUUAAACUGUAUCUUUGGCCUGUACUCAUGGAUAGAGGAGCUCCACCGACUGUAUCAAAGGGAAACUCACAGCAUCAUGUUUUUAACACUUCACACUCACGUUUCUCUGAGCUUCUUUCUUCCUGCUUCUGUGCAGUUUGACGUCUCUGUAAAACCAAAGUGAGGUCAGACCUGCAUAUAUACGUCUGCCUGUCUGCGUUUUCUGUGUUCUUUGAGUUUUUAGUGUCUUCCUUUAAUAAACAGCUCUUGUUUCAGCACCA
Messenger RNA from Sinocyclocheilus grahami, 964 nucleotides. RefSeq names its product TGF-beta-activated kinase 1 and MAP3K7-binding protein 1-like. The transcript is spliced from 3 exons. Lineage: Eukaryota; Metazoa; Chordata; Actinopteri; Cypriniformes; Cyprinidae. The record is from RefSeq and is a predicted model, not a curated record. The annotation marks the transcript as partial.